CCGAACUUCAUCUUUCGAAGUCGUCACGGGAGUCGAAAUUAGGUACGGUACCUACGAACUGUUCUAGGAGCAACAUCCUUUUCUAUUUCGAGGGAAGGAACGGGAGAGAACCCAAUACAUAAUUGCAGCAACAAAGCAGCAGCUACUAUAAAAGCCAGUCAGACCGACGCGAAUCAGAAGUACGAAGGGAAGGAAUCGACGUAUAUAACAUGAAAUUCCAAAUAGCAGAUAUUGCCCUGAUUCUUUCAAUAGCAUGCCUCUCUUCGGCGGCGGCCUUUUCUCCUUCGUCCCUUGCGCCUCGGCAGUCAGCUGGAGCCUCGUUGACGAAUAGAAUAUCCAAAACGACAACCAGCAGCAACACUAAAUUAUUUUCGCAGUGGGACGAAGAAGAGGAAACUUCCGUGAAGCGGUCUUCCUUUGAGGAGGCCGCGAAGGCAGCUACUGAUGAAGACGCCGCGAAAGAACUCGAAGAGAUGGGAGAUUUUGAUGCCACUUCCACUGUGAGUUGUUAGUUAUAUUUUUUUGGGAUUGAUCGGUCAAGUGCGACUCUUUUCGUUAAGGAACGCAGUAGAAAACAUCGAUCGUCUGCCGCCACCGACAUGAAAAAUUGUCUCUUCUAUGGUUAUGAUUACUAACCCGUAGUUUUUGUACAAAUUUGUUUUGUUUGCAUCGUGUGCUGAUUGACAAUCUUGCUUCUUCAUAUGUGUCGGGAAAAAAUAAAUGGUAUUCGAUCGCAUCCCAUUGCUACGAACCCAACAAUCAUCACUGAAUUGCAUUCACUCUGGAAAACCGAAACAACAAUGCGAUGCAGUACAACUCGGACGACAUUGGUCGAUACCGUGAUGCGAUCAAGAAACGAGCGGAAUCCAUUGGACUAGAGAAGAGAUCAGCUGAAGAAAUUGCGGCGGAUCAAGCAGCGGCUAUGCAAAAAGCAAUCGAACAGGGCGAGGGCCUUGUAGGAGCAGCCGCACGAUCAAACCCCGACCAGCUCUCUGAUAUGCUUGAUGAAUCCCAAGUGCAGCGACUUGACUUGUCGAAAAUUUCAAACGAUGCACCAAGGGGUCCAGAUGAGGAUGUUCCUGCUAUAAUGUAUGAUCCUACCAACGACAUGACACAGGAAGAAAUGGAAGAAGCCGACCCUAUCGGAUUCAAACCCAUCAAUGAGCAAGUCGCAUGGGUCCUUGAGAAAUCCGAGUUCCCCUCGCCUCUUGCUGUAUUGGGCGAAACUAUUGUUACAGUUGUGACCGUCGUUGUGACAGCGGUGAUUUUCACACAAUGGGACGAAUUGUGUCGGGAAGCGGCCUUCAACUUUAAUUUUGUGCCCCGGCCGGAAGAGGUCCAAAAGGCCUUGGAGGGGAUGCUAGCUCCAGGAGAUACUAUCCUCGGAAUGGGAGCGAACUCUAUGUCGGGACAAGAAAUGCUACAAAUGCUACAGGAUGGAACGAAGGAAACUAUCAAGGCCGUACAAGAUGGAUCGAUCAAGGACAUUCUAGCCGGUGAUGUGCCUGCUGAACUGUAGUAAUGCAACUUUUGCAACUCGACGAGUUCAGAAACUGAGCCGUUCCUACCAUGUUGCCGACGAAAACACACAAGCAUCCAAAGAAAUUCGAUAGCAGAAAUAGAACUUUGCAACUCAC
Messenger RNA from Pseudo-nitzschia multistriata, 1637 nucleotides. The record is from the annotation of a GenBank genome assembly. Lineage: Eukaryota; Bacillariophyta; Bacillariophyceae; Bacillariales; Bacillariaceae.